AUGUCUCACUCAGGUGCUCAAGGCAGCAUUGGCAGCCACUCUGCCAUAGGGCUGCGCAAUUACAAGAUAUACCUCUACGAAUACGAGAACUUCCAAGGCCGUAGGAUGGACCUGUUUGGAGAGUGCCGUAACCUGUGCGAGAAGGGUUUUGACAGAAUCGGCUCCAUCAGGGUAGAGAGUGGACCCUGGGUGGGUUAUGAACAGCAGAACAUGACUGGUGAGAUGUUCAUGCUGGAGAAGGGAGAGUACCCACGCUGGGACACCUGGUCCAACAGCUACAGGUGUGACCGCUUCAUGUCGGUCAGGCCUGUCCGAAUGGACCCCCAGGACCACAAGAUUUGCCUGUAUGAAUGUACAAACUUCGAAGGUCGUAAGAUGGAGGUGUGCGAUGAGGAUAUUCCAAGCCUGUGGUCUUAUGGUUUCCAGGACCGUGUCGCCAGCAUUCAGGUCACUGGCGGAACGUAACUGGGUGGCUACCAGUACCCUGGCUACCGCGGCUACCAGUAUGUGUUUGAAAUGGGCCCUUACAAGCACUGGAACGAGUGGGGAGCCCACCACCAGAUCCAGUCCAUCCGCCGGGUGAGAGACAUGCAGACGCACCGCAGGGGCUGCUUUGAGAUGACCGCAUAG
This is a messenger RNA of Lates calcarifer (barramundi perch), 630 nucleotides long. RefSeq names its product beta-crystallin B1-like. Gene Ontology annotation, biological process: lens development in camera-type eye; visual perception. The record is from RefSeq and is a predicted model, not a curated record. Gene Ontology annotation, molecular function: structural constituent of eye lens. Lineage: Eukaryota; Metazoa; Chordata; Actinopteri; Centropomidae.